Messenger RNA from Auxenochlorella protothecoides, 1359 nucleotides. Its product is annotated as putative bifunctional methylthioribulose-1-phosphate dehydratase/enolase-phosphatase E1. Gene Ontology annotation, molecular function: magnesium ion binding; acireductone synthase activity; methylthioribulose 1-phosphate dehydratase activity. Gene Ontology annotation, cellular component: cytoplasm. NCBI's taxonomy places the organism in Eukaryota, Viridiplantae, Chlorophyta, Trebouxiophyceae, Chlorellales, Chlorellaceae. The transcript has 6 exons. The record is from RefSeq and is a predicted model, not a curated record. Bases 1 to 1359 code for a protein of 452 amino acids.
AUGACGACUGUGGAGGAAGCGAAGCACCUCAUAUGCGACCUGUGCGGGGUCAUGUAUGCCGGGGGCCAUGUGAGCGGCACCGGUGGUGGCAUCAGCAUCAAGGCGGGGGACGCCCUGGUCAUGGCGCCCUCUGGUGUGCAGAAGGAGCGCAUGCGGCCGGAGGACAUGUUCGUGCUGGACCUGAAGGGUAAUGUGACGCACACCCCUGAGCCACGAGGGCCCCCCUACAAACCUCCCAAGCUGAGCGAGUGCGCUCCCCUCUUCCAGUCGGUAAGGGCGUACGACCUGGCAGGAGCGGGGGCGGUGCUGCACAGCCACAGCAUCAAUGCCCUGCUGGCCACAGUCCUCGACCCCGACAGCUCCGAGUUCCGCGUGACCGAGCUGGAGAUGAUCAAGGGCAUUGAGGGCCACGGCUUCUUCGACACCCUGGUGGUGCCCAUCAUAGAGAACACGGCGCGGGAGUGCGAGCUGACGGAGCGGCUGCAGGCCGCCAUCCGCGCCUACCCCCGCACCCGCGCAGUGCUGGUCCGCCGCCACGGCGUCUAUGUCUGGGGUCGCGACUGGAUCCAGGCCAAGACGCAGGCCGAGUGCUACGAGUACCUGUUCGAGGCCGCCGUGCGCCUGCGCCAGCUGGGCCUCGACGCCAGCCGGCCUGCCGUGGGGGUCGAAGACGCGGGGCGUCCCGGUGCCGCGCCGCUCGAUGUGUCCGCGCCGGGGCCAAAGCGUGCAGCGCGUGGCGUGCCCCCCGCUGUGGUGCUGGACAUCGAGGGCACCGUGGCGCCCAUCUCCUAUGUCACCGCCACCCUGUUCCCCUAUGCGCGUGUGCGGCUGAGGAGCCAUCUGGAGGCCAGCUGGGGCACGCCCGCGACUCAGGCCGUGGUGCAGCAGCUGCGGCAGCAGACGCCGGCGCUCAAGACCCUGCAAGGCCACAUCUGGACCGAGGGGUUUGCGACGGGGGAGCUGACGUGCCCGCUCUUCCCAGACGUCGCACCGGCCCUCCGCCGCUGGGCGGGCGCCGGGAUCAAGCUCUACAUCUACUCCUCGGGCUCCAGGCAAGCCCAGCGAGACUUGUUCGGGCACACCGCUGAUGGUGACCUGCGCCCCCUCCUCUCCGGCUUCUUCGACACCUCCAGCGGCGCCAAGGUUGAGGCGGCGUCGUACGAGAACAUCGCCCUGAGCCUGGGGGUGGACUCGGCGGACGAGGUGCUCUUUGCCACCGACAGCCUGGCAGAGGCACGCGCGGCGGGCGCUGCUGGGUGGAGGGUGGCGCUGACGCUGCGGCCCGGGAACGCCCCUGUCAGCAAGGAGGACGGCGCCUGCCUCCUGCGCAUCGCCUCUCUCGCAGACCUCGAAUUUUGA